GUUGUCCAAUCGGAGUUCUUCCUUAGAGUUAAAAGGACUCACUUGCCAAUCAACGUUCUCCGCUCUUGACCGCCUGAUUCCCGGGCUCUUCCCUCAGCCGCUUCCUUUUGAAAUCUCCUUUACCUAGUUCUAUGUUGAAGCUCUCCUUUGCUCUAUUCUCCAUAGUCCACUCUUUAAACUUUCACUCUGCUGCACAUUCCGCUUGUUUCCUUACCCUACGGCUUGGCCUGAGUAAAGCCGAGACCUCGGAUCCCAGGCUGGUGUUUACCUCAUCUUCUCCCGCUCCCUUCCCCUCUGGACUCUAUUGCUGGGACCAUCCUCAGGAAUUGUGUGCAAUCUGCCCCAAGCCCUGCCUGCCGGGACCAUGACGCUCGUGGCGGGACUUGGUAACUUAGAGUUGUUCUCUUUCUUAAUGGGACUCUCGGGGCCGAUCUUCUGGGUGGUGCAGACGUUCGUGGGAUCUCCCUAUGGCCGGCAUGCCAGCGCCAGUUUUGGCCCUCCUCUGCCAGUGAAGCUAGCAUGGUCCUUGCAGGAGCUGCCGUCCUUGCUUGUGCCCCUCUACGUGGUCACCUGCACCCCGGCCAAGCACUUCAGCCACUGGCCCAAUCGCAUUCUCCUGGCCAUGUUCGUCUUCCACUACCUGCAAAGGGCAUUAAUUUUCCCUUUUCUGAUUCGUGGAGGAAAGCCGGUACCACUCUUCAUAUUCUUGAGUGCAUUUCUGUUCUGCACCCUUAAUGGAUUCUUGCAAAGCCAAUACUUGAGUAAUUAUGCAGAGUACUCUGAUAACUGGAUAAAAGAUCCCCGUUUUAUCAUAGGUUGUGCCAUAUGGCUAAUGGGGAUGCUAAUAAAUGUUUAUUCUGACAAUAUCCUAAGAAACUUGAGAAAACCAGGAGAGACUGGGUACAAAAUACCAAGAGGAGGCUUGUUUGAAUAUGUUACUGCAGCCAAUUUCUCUGGAGAGGUGAUAGAAUGGUAUGGAUAUGCUCUUGCUUGCUGGUCCUUGGAAGGCAUUGCAUUUGCACUAUUUACAACCUUUAAUUUAUGUGUCAGAGCAAAAUACCAUCACAGGUGGUACCUGGAGAAAUUUGAAGAUUAUCCAAAGUUAAGGAAAAUUAUAAUUCCGUUUUUAUAUUAAGCACAUCAUCAGUGAUAUUUUCUUCUACCUUCACCAUAAAGGGUUUGAAUAAUUUUCUCCAGGGAAUAUAUAUAUAACUGUCAUUAUUUUUCCUGAAUAAUAUUUCAAAGAAUCUCCUAAGAAGUUUUCCAGAAUAAAUUUCCAGAAGUUCUAAUAACAGACAGGAUAAAAUAGCAGCAUAUUCCUAAUACUGAAUGCAAAGAAACCAAUAUCAGGCUCUCUGAGUUCUAAUUAUUUCUUAGGGCACUGGUUUUGCAAAGGUUGAUAUUGUCAUUUCACUUUAUGAGCUUCUUGGAAAGAAGCACUGAUUUUUGCCUGCCUUGUAUUUCCAGUGCUUAGCUGACACUCAAUAAAUUCUGAUUUAUCAAC
Monodelphis domestica (gray short-tailed opossum) is the source of this 1504-nucleotide messenger RNA. It is a transcript of the gene SRD5A1, whose product is annotated as steroid 5 alpha-reductase 1. The record is from RefSeq and is a predicted model, not a curated record. Gene Ontology annotation, biological process: steroid biosynthetic process. Gene Ontology annotation, molecular function: 3-oxo-5-alpha-steroid 4-dehydrogenase activity. Lineage: Eukaryota; Metazoa; Chordata; Mammalia; Didelphimorphia; Didelphidae. Gene Ontology annotation, cellular component: membrane.